AUGUUGGGCAAAUAUUCUUUGAUUUUGUCGAGUCAAGGAAAGCAAUUUAUUGUGGACACUAAGUCAAUAUUUAAAUAUGAUGGAAAAAAAAGAGUUUCAGUUUCAGAAGAGGACAAAGAAAAUGAAAAUUUGUGUAUCCAUUGUCCUACUUUGAUACUAGAAAAUGGCUUCAAGACAAAUAUGAAGCCAAAAAGUAGAAAAAGAAUAGUAAAGUUAAAGAGACUUUACUUUUACUCCUCAAAUAAAAAGAAAACCGCAAAUACUCGUAUAAAUGCUGAUAAAAAAAAUGUUGCUGCACAAAGAAAAUUAACCAACAUCCAAAAGAAAAACGUUGAACAAAAGGGUGAUGAACAUUACAAGAAUUUCUUGCAGCCACCAAACGAUAAUGAUGACGGGUCAUUUGUCAUAAAUGAUGGAGAGUUCGAUACUGAACAAACGAGAUCGUCCCAACAUGAGUCUGACAAUGAAUUUGAGAUUGAAAUAUUUGACAGUGGAAUGUCUCAAAAAACACUUGAAAGAACGCCUGAAACUACACCUGAAAGAACGCCUGAAAGAACGCCUGAAAGAACGCCUGAGAGAACACCUGAAAGAACGCCUGAAAGAACACUUGAAAGAACGCCAGAAAGAACACCUGAAAAAAGUCCUGGAGGAACACCUGCAAAAACUCCUGAGGGAACACCUAAAAGAACAUUAUCAGAUUCAGUUACUCAUUCACCAAGAACUUCAAACUUAUCACCUCGAACCAUCAAAAAAAUGAAGGCAAACAUUAUUUUUCAAAAACUUACUGAACUCUCUGAAAAUGUAGAAAACAUGUCUGCCCGCCUGAGUAAGGUAGAGUCAAAUAUAGCUGAAAAUAACAACUGCAAUAACAGCAACAAUAAUAAUAAUAAUAAUAACAAUAAUAAUAAUAGCAAUACUAAUCAACGUAAUGUUUGUAAUGAUAAUGAAGAUUUUAAUUUGAUACCAGAUGCAAAUCGACAGGUAGUAUAA
This is a messenger RNA of Cotesia glomerata, 990 nucleotides long. RefSeq names its product probable serine/threonine-protein kinase DDB_G0286465. The record is from RefSeq and is a predicted model, not a curated record. Bases 1 to 990 code for a protein of 329 amino acids. The transcript has 4 exons. Lineage: Eukaryota; Metazoa; Arthropoda; Insecta; Hymenoptera; Braconidae.